Messenger RNA from Leptopilina heterotoma, 19723 nucleotides. RefSeq names its product obscurin (gene Obsc). NCBI's taxonomy places the organism in Eukaryota, Metazoa, Arthropoda, Insecta, Hymenoptera, Figitidae. The record is from RefSeq and is a predicted model, not a curated record. The coding region runs from base 1699 to 19329 and encodes 5876 amino acids. Gene Ontology annotation, cellular component: plasma membrane; neuronal cell body; axon. The transcript has 37 exons. Gene Ontology annotation, biological process: homophilic cell-cell adhesion; synapse organization; protein phosphorylation. Gene Ontology annotation, molecular function: ATP binding; protein binding; protein kinase activity.
CGCGAAUCGCAAAACACUUUUACGAGGGCCUCAACAACAUGAGACCAUGAAAAAAUGCAUCAUCGAACAAUUCAAACGUUAUAAGUAAUACCGAAAAAUUACUAAAGAAAAAAAAAGUUAACAUUAAUCUUAAACGGUAUAUAAAGGCUACUCCGAAUUUCUCCGAGAGAAAAAAAAAUUUCCAACGACCACAAUGCAAGACUAAUAAAAAAUUUACCACAAGAAGAAUAAUCGGAAACACAAUCACAACGGGUCCAUUAAUCUGAUCUCAUCAAUUAUUUUUUUUUUGAGAAAUCUUUCCCUUUUUUACACACUAUUUCCUUCUUUGUAAUAAAUAUAUAUUGUGCAAGUAGAUAGAAAUAUGUGACAAGUUGACACUUGAGUAUUAAUGUACAGGAUUAAAGUGUCCAAAUUGCUAAAAUCUGAUUAAAGAAUUAAAUUUUCAAAUCAAAGCUUAAGAGAAGCGUCAGUUUUGUUAAUCUCUUUCGAUUUUUUUAAUCUAUCGACGCGUGUGUGUGUCUCUCUCGAAAGAGUAAUGAUCUCUGAAUAAUUUAUUUGAACCAAUCAAAACAAUCAAUGAAUCAGAUGAAUUGAAUGCAGCAGUGUGCCAUUUGACAUUUUUUCACGCGUGGAAAAUUUGCGAAUUGGCCAACUACCAGAUGAUCGUGUGUGCGCCCCAUUGGAAUCUCGCAAGGCAUCUUUAAAGCAAAAAUAACUAUUAUACUCCUCCAAGUGAAAGUAAUGCAACCACUUUUUUUCCAAUCGAACACCAACGAAAAAGGACAAAAGUUUCUUUCAAUCCCAAAACAAAAAUGUGAUCUUUGAUGAAUGAAAAUAAUCCUCCAGUGAUCAUUUUAUAAUAACAGUAAAAUUCUGCAUCUGCAAUUUUAUUUUCAUCUAAAGUGAAUUUGAUCUAAUUCCUGUUCGAUCUAAUUAUUUUGAUCCAAUUACUAUAUUUAUCUGAUUACGAUUCGAUCUAAUUACAAUUUUUAUCCAAUUACAAUUUGGUUUUAAUUACCAUUUGGUUCUAAUUACAAUUUGGUGCUAAUCACCAUUUGGUUCCAAUUACAAUUGGUUCUAAUUACGAUUUGGAUCUAAUUACGAUUAAAUCUUCAAGUUCUGUAUAUUUUUUCCCAACCAUAAAUUUUAUUCUCCAACGAAAUGAUAACGAGUUUCAACAAAAAUUCAUCCAAUCUGUGAUCUUGUAUUUUAAAAGUAUUGAAAAAUAACGUUCCAAAAUUAAGAAUUUAUUAAGGGUUUACAACACCAACGAAAGUUUGUGAAUAUUGAAUUAAAGUACACAAAGUGUCAUUACUUUUUAAAUUAAAGAGUCAAAAUUAAUCAACAAUCAAGCAAAAUAAAAGAAAUCUUCCCUCACGAAAGAUAAAUAUUUCGCAUAAAUACAUAAAUAUUCAAAUGAUAAAAAAUCCACUAGUGAUUAUGAUCUACAAAUGGAUAAAAGGAAUCUAGUCUACAAAUUUUCUACAAGAAAAAACAAUACUCCAAAAGGAAUACUACUAGUACUUUACUACUACUACUACUACUAAAAGAAAAAUCAAUCAAAAUGCAAGCAAUGGAUCGAAAUGUGUCUCAAAAUAAAAAAGAACAAAACGAUCACUUGAAAGAAAUUUAUAAAAAUGCCUAAAUUGUAGAAAGAAUGAAAGAAAAUUCACACUAAGUUUCUAUAAAUUCGGAAAGAUGUCCUACUGCAGAAUCACGGGCAGGAGUCGGGGACUCCCAAAACCAAAUUACUUCCCCCUUUUACCACCAAUAAGUCCUGCUGAUGCAAAACGUUUUUGCCGCAUCACCGGUAAAUCCUAUGGAUUACCAACUCAUCACUACAUUCCAGUUCUUUUGGGUGUUCACACGCAUGACAAAUCAAAAUGUAAAAUCACCAGUUCAUCCGAACAUGGUCCACAUCAUUUCACCGAUGGUUUGAUAUUAGGUGAAAAAAAGAAGCACGUCGUUCUAAAAGACUACCGCUACAUAUUUCCCAUACUAAAAGGUGAUGGCGAGGAACAAAAAGCCCUUCGCGAAUUACUCACUAAAAAAGAGACAUCACCAGAAGAGGAGAAAUGCAAUUUUGUCUACAGAGUGGAUGAGAGACGAUGCAGUCUCGUUUUUCCAGCAUGUCUCGAAGCUGCUGUUCGCGAUGGUGACGUGCGCGAUGUUAUGCUCUCCAGAGAUUGUGAUAGUGUCCUCCUGAGACUGAAGCAAGGCAAAAAUGUUUCCGUUGACUUUAAGAAUUUGGAAAAUUUCGACGACCUUUACGAGGGACUUGGACCACGAGAGGAUGUUGUUAAGGAGAGAGAAAAACAAGAAUCAGAAGCAAAAAAGAAGAAGAGAAAACGACAGAAUGUUUUGAAUCAUGCGAAGAAGAUUUUUGAGGAUAAAGAAAAAGCAGCCGAGGAGGAGGAACUAAAAACAGCGAAACAGUUGAAACUAAGAAGCAUCAAAGAAGAACGAGACGACAAAUUAGUUGAUUGGAAGCAUGUGGACAUUGGUCACGCGAGAUCGAGAGGAAGUUUAGUCAUGUCUUCCAGUGAAUGGAGAGACUGGAUAAAGCCUUUGAAUCAAUCCUGCGACUGGUCGACUUUCGAAGAAACUACCAUCCAAGGCACUCCGGUUGUAGAUCAAAUUCCAGAACCCGUAAACAUUAAACCUCAAAUUAUCAACCUUGACGACACUCCCCUAGGAUCGAUUAAUACACCAAUUGCCGAAAAAACGGGCGGAUUCGAGGCGAUAUCGGUCGUGCAACCAUUUGCCCCCCUCACCUUGGAACCCGAUCUUCAAGUUCAAGAGGCACUGAAAAAUAUUCCUUUGGACGAUUUAAAAACAACAAUGAACGUCGAUCGAAAUUUCGCCAGCGAUAAGGAGUCCCUGGAAACUUUACCAAAGGUCGAUGAAAUUCCCACCCUGAUCAAGAAUUUCGCCAAAGGAGAAAAAGCCGAACUUCUAAAAGUUAAGGGCCUAAAACUCGACAUUAACUCAGCACAGAAAUUCAUUGCAGGGCAAACGAUACACACCCCCACGGGCCCGAUUUUCGUACCCGGACAAACUUUAUCAACUCCCAAGGGUGAUGUUUUCGUUCCUGGUUUCACGGUCAAAACACCCGAGGGACCAAUGUUGAUUCCUGGACAAAUUAUCUCAAUUCCGGAGGAGAGUGGAAAAAUGACGCCCGUCUUUGUUGCUGGCCAAACACUGAGUACUAAGAAUGGAGAACAGUUUGUUCAAGGUCAAACUAUUCAAGUAAACGAUGGAGCGAAAUUUAUCCCAGGACAAACCGUGUUAACCAAAGAGGGUCCAAAAUUCGUCGCUGGUCAAGUGACAACAGACGGUAAUUUCAUACCAGGUCAAACGAUUUCAAUGUCUCAAGGUAGUAAAUUCAUGCCUGGUCAAACAAUAACCGAUCAACAUGGAGAACAACUGUUUGUCCCAGGUCAAAGUGUUCAGAUACAGGACUCAUGGGAAUUUGUUCCAGGCCAAUGUCUCAAGACACCAACCGGAGAUGAGCAAUUCGUCCCUGGACAAACAAUGCUAACUACCGAAGGUGCCCGUUUUGUACCCGGUCAAACAGUCAUUCAAAAAUCAGGAGAACCCUGUUUCGUUCCUGGUAUUUCACUCGAAACGGAGGAAAAAUUGAAGUUCAUCCCCGGUAUCACAAUGAACACACCUGAAGGUAUCAAGUUCGUUCAGGGACAAAUGGUAAAGACAGAAGACGGAGAGAAAUUCGUUCCCGGAUUAACAACGAACGGAAAAGAUGGUCUUCAAUUUGCGGCUGCGAAAAGCAUCAACGAGGUUGUAUUUCUAGAAGCCACACCUGUCGGUCUCGCCAUAGAUCCAAAAACAGCAAACGCAAUCUCACACUUCCAGCAGCAGGAAAUCUUUGGCCACAUGGUACAAACGGACAAAGGUGUUGAAUUUAUUCCCGAAAGUGUACAAAAGUUUCCCGAGGGGAAGAGAAUAGUUCCAGGACAAUUAGUUCGAGGUGGUAAGGACAGUCCUCGAUUCGUACCUGGAGUGAUGACUGAUGAUGGCUUCCUUCCAGGUCAAAUAGUAAUGACCGAGAAGGGCGAACAGUUCGUUCCUGGCCAGGUAGUUGACACCAGCGCUGGACCCAAGUUCGUUCCAGGACAAAUGGUAGAAGCCCGUUUGGGAACAAAAUUCGUCCCCGGUCAAACUAUCGAGACAGCAGAUGGUCCCAGAUUCGUUCCAGGUCAAAUAGUCGAAACCAAAGCUGGACCAACGUUCAUUCCUGGCCAAGUGAUAUCAACCGAAGACGAAGGUUCAAGAUUCGUUCCCGGCCAAGUUGUCGACACACCAGACGGACCUAGAUUCGUUCCCGGUCGUGUCGUCGAGUCCAGUGAGCACGGAGUGAUUUUUGUGCCCGGUCAAAUUGUUCAAACCGAAGAAGGACCAAGAUUUGUCGCUCCAGACUUGACGGACACUCCCGAAGGGGAACUCGAAUUCUCCGUUCAAGGCUUUGAAGUGACCCCGGAGGAACUCCGUCUCUUGAGACCUCAGCAUUUACACUUCAAUGCCACUGCUCAGCAUCACGGUGAAUCGUGCAUUGAUUCUCGCAUGCUUCAAGAAUUAUCCAAAGCCGGAAUGUCAGUUGGAAGAAAAAUCUCCACCGAUUUACCAAAUGUCGACGUCGAAAUGGAUCCAAAAGCAGUCACUCUCGAGCAAGCUCUUGUAAUUGCCGAGAAACUCGGUCUCAGAGGUACGUCUGCAGUGAAAAUGGCUCAAGUCGUCUCGACCGUUGCUCAAUUAGCCAAAAAUAUCGUUCACCAACAAAACCAACAUAUCGUCAUGAAUGGAGAACAAUCAAACGAUGAAGAACUUAUCUCCGUUUCUGGUCUAUCUCACAAGUUACAAAAUGGAGAAUCGACCAAGAUCGAAGAGAAUCUACAGAGUCGACAGACUCUACAGGAUCAACAGAAACGAAAUAAGAAACUAACAAAAGUCCACAAAAAUCAAACAAACGGUCACGAUAUUUUGCCAAAUGGAGAUCAUCCUCUACAAAAUGGUCUCCCAUCAAAUAAAACUCAUCAACAAAACGGGGAACAUCCGCAAAAUCACAGUCACGGCCAAAUGAAUGGAAAUUCGAUUCUAACAAACGGAACAGAAGAGGAAAUGAAUACAAAUUGGUUACACACCGCAGUGAAAUCUGCAAUAUCAGCAGCAAUAGUCACUCUGACGAACGAGAAAAUCGAGAACGGUCAGGACCUCCUCUUAUCAUCAAUAAGUGAAGCUUUCAACGUCCUCCUAAGGCAAAAAUCACCAAACAUGGACGAAUCAGUGGACGAAGUACUACAAAUACUUCUAAUCCCACGAAAUCGCAGUCUACUUUGUCGCCAAGUUCUGAUCGACUUAGCCGAGGCAAAUUACAACAAAGUAGACCUUUUAAAAUCCACCCUGAUGAAUUAUUCCCUAAACGAGGAGGUUGUCCUAGAAAAGCUCUUUCAAGUCGUCGAAGAAGAGCACGGCAGUGACCUCUUUGUUUCAGCUUUCCGCGCCAUGUCAAAAGGAGAUCCCGAUUUACUUUCCCGAGUAUUGAAAAAAGUAUCCGAAGAAGUGUCAACGGUGGAAACGGAGAAAGAAGCCGCAGAAACGGUGCAUAAGGCAAUUGUUCAAGCGGUACGGGAAUCAAGUGAACUUAGGGUAAAAGAAUUAUUAAACGAUGAGGGCACGAAGGUGAAGGAGAUGCUUCUUCAAGCUGUCGGAUUAGCAAGGGCUUUGGGAAUGACCUCAACAGCGAGUAGUCUUUUGGCAGUACUCAGUGAUGUGAAAUCGACCCGAGUUCUAGCAGGAGAUAAAGUGACACUCGACAUUCUUAAAAGAUUGACAGUAAUGAGAAAAUUAGCGGAGGAGAGACCGCAAUUUGUAUCAGCUCUAGGUGAUCUUUGCAGUGAUCCAGAAUUGGCGAGAUCGGAUCCAGUUUUAAGAACACUGGUCCGCGAGAGUGCGGCUCUGAUGAUCGUUCCCGAGGAAGGACCUCUACAGUCGUCGAUAGAUGUUCCAACAUCUUUACUGCAUGCCGAGAACAGUCUUGCUAUUGAAGAAUUCCUAAUGCGAAGGAGUCAUAGACCCUCGUCGAUAUUUAUGAUCUUGAAACAAGGUUUCCAGUGUGUUGUUCCAAGGGAGGCUGCGAGGAGUGUAUUGACAGGAGAGGUUGCCUAUACUGUUCUCGAUGAAGAUGGUAUUCAUCAUUUUGAACCGCUCAAUGUAUUUUCGGCACUGAGAAUGAAUAAACCAGCUGCACAUCGAUUUUCAAUGUACUGCUGUCCAGUGGCCAGGGAAGAGGAUAUUGACACUGAGAUGCUAUCUACUUUUAAUGGACCAAUUCCAAUAACAAACACUAGCAGUUUCGAUGAAUCGACAUUCGAGAAUUAUGAAAGACUAGAGAGCAUCGGCGUUACUUUGUCAAAGUCUGACAAAUCCGUUGGAUGCGUUGACGGUCGGGAAAAUACACCCAGCUUCCGGAAGAUUUGUAACCUCUAUCACGAGAGGAAAUCGGAAAAUUACGUGGUCGUUAAGGAGUUCGCUGAGGGCAACUUUUCAGUGGAUGUCGGUGAAAUCGUCGAAGCCGUCGAAUAUGGGGAUUCAAAGAAAUUGAAGCUAGAUCCUGAAUUAGAAGUCGGUGAAGUCAGUGACCGAUUGGAUAGUUCGGCUGCCAAACAUAAAUUGUCCGUAAGACCGCGAAAAAAAUAUGCGGAUCCUCGAGCUCGUAAUAUUUCAAGGUCAAGUUCAGACUCCAAUAUCAACAGAGUCUACGUAAGAACAUCAAAGGGAAAAGAAGGAUGGCUACCCACGUCUAUUGUCAUGCAAACUUUGCUAAGCGACGAAAGUUCAGCUUUUUCGGGUUCUCAUCGACGAGAAGACUCAACAUAUCGAAGAGAGGCAGUAAUAAAGGAAUUGGUUGAGACGGAAGAAGAAUUUGGAAGAGACCUUCAACAAGUUGUGGAAAGAUAUUUGAAACCUCUCGACAAUCCGGGAGUGCCUCGUGUUGUUCGAGACAACAAGGAAAUCAUCUUCACAAAUCUCAAGCAAAUCGCUGAAUUUCACAAUACAUCGUUCGGCAGGGUGUUAAUCGAGGGUGUCAAAUACUACGCGGAUCAGCCACGAAUGCUUGGGAAAACUUUUCUCAGACUGGAAAGAGAUUUUGACAAACACGUGGCUUAUUGUAGAGACGAACCAGCCGCUCAAGAAUUUCUUCAAAUGAACGAUGGAGUUCGAGAAUAUUUUGAGGAGCUGAGCCAGACUCUUGGAGAUGAUAAAAGAUUAUCGGAACAUCUGAAACUUCCGAUACAACGCAUAAACGACUACCAACUCCUCUUGAAGGAGUUGGUGAAGUAUUCGACCCGGCUAGGCGAAAAUUGUGACGACCUCCAGAACGCUCUGGAGUUAAUGCUAGGAAUUCCUCAUCGAGCAACUGACAAUAAAUUCAUCAGUAAUAUCGAGGGAUACAAAGGGAAUAUUCACAAAUUAGGACGAUUGCUAACUCACGAGUGGUACACAGUAAUCGACAAAGACGGAAAAAGCAAGGAAAGAUAUUUAUUUUUGUUUAAAGCGAGAAUUCUAGUUUGCAAAGUCAGGCGUAUUUCUGAAGAUCGUUCAGUUUUUGUACUCAAGGAUAUAAUUCGAAUUCCAGAAGUGGAAGUAAAAGAUCAUCCGGGAGAAGCAAGAUCAUUUGAAUUGCAUCAACCAGGUGCAUCAGGCUAUCCAAUAACUCUCGUUGCCCACAAGGAUCCAGUUAAGGAAUAUUGGCUCAAGGAAAUUCGACAGUAUACAAGUGACGUUAUUGCACUUGCCGAACACGCCGCCGAUGAUUUGCAAGUAACCGACGAGCCAGAAAUUUCCAGCCCGAAAGCUGAACCAAUUAACAUUCAACCCCCAACAACUGACAAACCGUCUGAUUCAAAAUUAACCGAAAAACGAAAGGAGGAGUCCACCGUCAAGGCGACAGAAUCCAAAAAGGCCAAGGUCGAAGAAGCCGAGGACAUGUCGCGAUAUUCAUCAAGUCGCUACAGCGCCUCCUCUAAAGUCGUCGAGGAAUACUCGUCAGUGUCGAGCAGUAGAGAUGGACAAACAACUCACAUGGAAUCGUCAGCAUCAUUAUCGAGUGGAAGAAGAGAGUCGUCAUCUCUCUACGGAAACGAUCGAGUGACGGAGAGUUCGAGUUCUUAUCAGACCGUAGUUGGUGGUUCAAAUGUCGAAUCUGAAAUGAGAACAGCGAGAGUGGCAUUAUCAGCCACUGAAACUGGAAAACCAUGUUUUUCACAAACAAUCGAAGGAUGCGAGGCUCAAUCGACGCAAUCAAAAAUGGCUUUGAUACAUGUGAUAGCUGGAGAAAGUGCCACUUUCGAGUGUGUUCUUGCAUCAAUUUUCGCUCAAACAAAAAUGCAAUGGCUGAAGGACAAUAGACCAUUUAAUGACAAAUUGGCAGAUCGUGUGAAAAUCUCUCGAGCUGAUUCAAGUUUCAAACUUGAGAUUAACAACGUUUUAGAAUCAGAUUCUGGAAUUUAUACUGCACGAGCAGUGAGUGGAGACAGCAAAGCUUCUUGUACCGCUCAAUUAAUUGUCACCGAUUUAACACCUGAGGAACGAAAAGCUCGUUUAGAUGGAAACAAACCGGAUUUCCUGGUUCGUCUCAAGGACACAGAACUUUUGGAAAACACUUAUCUUCGUUUUAUGAUCAAGGUCAAAGGGGAUCCUAAUCCAGAACUCAAAUUUUAUAAAGACGAUGUUCUCAUUGACUCAAAGAAUGAACGAAUGAAAAUCAUCACAGAAAAGGCGGAUAAAGGUUUUUAUGAAUUAGUUAUUCCUGAUGUAUUGAGAGAGGACGCGGGUAAAUAUUCGUGUACAGCGACAAAUAGUCAUGGGGAAGCGUCAUGCGAGGCUGUGGUAACAGUGACUGACGAUAAAGUAAUUUUUGCCGGUCUUCCUGAGGGUCUUCUCGAACCCGGUGAAAUUCCAAAAUUCAAAUGGUCCAGAGAUGGAGUUCCCUUCGAUCCAGAGGAGAGAUUUAAAGUUCUAUUCAAAGACGAAGAAGACACUUUGGCAUUGGUCUUUCAACACGUCAAGCCGGAAGACGCGGGUUUAUACACCUGUGUUGCACAAACAAGCACUGGAAAUAUUAGUUGCAGUGCCGAACUCACUGUUCAAGGAACCGUUCGACAAUUAUUGAAAGAGCCGGCAAAACCCGCUCUACAAUCGGAAUCAAGACAUUCCGAAUGUAGUGUCGGCGGUUCCGCAAUGUUGGACCUUCAAGUGAAAGGUUAUCCAAAACCGGACAUCAAAUGGACAAAGAAUGGAGAGGAAAUAGUCGCCGGUGGAAGGAUAAAAUAUCUUUGGGAAGACGAGGAAUCACUCUCGUUGGUAAUAAAAAAUGUAACAGUUCAAGACGCUGGCACGUACGUUAUUAAAGCAAAGAACGAACUCGGCGAGGACAGUACACAAAUUGAAUUGAUCGUCAAGUCAGCGCCGAAAAUAACGAAAAAAAUGAACGAUCUUCUAGGACAAGUGGAGGAGACACUCUACAUGAGUGUACAAAUACAGGCAUCGCCAAAACCGGAAGUUAAAUGGUUCAAGGACGGUCAACAGCUGGAAGAAUCGGAGCGAAUUUCUUUCCGAAAGGAGGAAAAUGAUACCUAUACUCUUGUGAUAAAAGACGCUAGAUUAGACGAUUCAGGUUCAUAUUCAGUCUCAGCCAAGAAUGAAGUCAAUCAAACGUCAGAAUUUUGGAACGUCUCCGUGCGAUAUCCACCGAAGAUAACGAAAAAAUUACUGGAACCACAAAUUAUUGACGAGGGUGAUAGUUUGACUUUAUUAAUUGAAGUUGAAGCCGAACCUAAACCAACGGUUACUUGGUUGAGAGACGAGGAAGUUGUCAUUUCCGACGAACGAGUGAAAAUUGUUCAAGAGGGAAAGAGACACAUGCUGAAAAUAACCGGUGCUUGUCACAUUGACGCUGCGACUUACAGAGUUGAAGUCGAAAAUAAAGACGGAAAGAGCGUCGAUUCAACUAAUAUAAAGGUUCGUUGUGCGCCGGUAUUUAGGACAAAACUCGAAGACACAAUAGCGAAGGAAAAUCAAGUGAAUCUAGAAUUAAAGGUAAAAGUCGACAGUAUUGAGGAGCCGACAGUCGAAUGGUUCCUUAGAAAUACGGCGAUAACAGAAGAGAAGAAGGACUAUCAAAUAAUUGAGAAUGGCGACGUAUAUCGACUGGUGAUCAAUCAAGUGAAACCGGAAUUAGCCGGAAAGUAUAUUUGUAAAAUUAAAAAUCAAUACGGUGAGAAUAAGUGCGAGGCAAAUUUGACAGUCUACACGAGACCGAAAAUAAAUAAAAAGCUUGCCGAUCAAAAAGUCAAUGAGGGCGAAACAUUGAGUUUGAAGGUGGAAAUUUCCGGUACACCAGAGCCGGAAGUGAAAUGGUACAAGGAUGGAAAGCAAGUUGAUGCAUCAGCGGAUGCUAGAAUUAAAAUUUCCCGUGACACGAAACGAAAGGAAAAUUAUGAUUUGACGCUAACACUUAUCAAGGGUUCAGAUGGUGGUAUCUAUGAAGUGAGAGCUGAAAAUGAACUCGGUCAAGUCAGCUGCAAGAGUAAAGUCAUCAUUUUGACAAAAACGGAGGAAAUUGUCGAGAAAACGAAAGAAAGUGCACAGGAAGUGAAAGAAGAGGAUGUUUCGGCAAAAAGCCAAGAGGCUGAGGAAUCAGGACCUGAAGGUCGAGUCAAGUUGGAAAAACAAAAGGUCGAGGUAAUUCGUGGCGCAGGUGACAAGAUAACCAUCUCUGUAGCCUCAACAACAACACACGAGGCUAUUUUGACAGGUCCCGAUGAGAGACACACAAUCCACAAAAUGACCUCGACGAAAGUUGAGUGCCAAGAGAUGCACUCCGAGGGUCCACACGUCGAAGAAAUUGCCUCCUACAGUUACACGAUUCAUCAAGAGGACGGCACAAAGGCACAAAAUGGCGUUCUCAUCGAAGAGUAUUCGGAAGGUGACGAUAAUAAAGCAAAACUCCAAGUGAAUAGAGGCGUUUCCAUUGUAUCAGUUUCUGACGACGAAUCAACAAUGAAGGCAAUUUCCCGCGAUGUCAGUACCGACGAUGUUCACGCCGAACUAUCAGACGAUCACAAAUUAAUCACCAACGGAUCCAUAGACGACGUCUUUGGAAAUUCUAAUGGCAAAUUCGAAGAAAAAUCCUACGACGAUCGUAAAGCACAACGAGGAAUUCUCCUCACCGAAACAAUAAUCGAAGAACGUUCCAUUGACGAAUCACUCGAAUUACCAAUAGUAAAAGACACUUCUCCAUCGAAAAUUCAAAAAGCCGAGGAGAGUAAAAUCGAGCGACAAACAUCGGUGAAAAUUCAAGAAACAUUAAAAUUCGAAGAAAUUGAAAAACCCUCUUCAGAGAAGGGGAAAUUUUCCAAAGAAAGAAGUAUUUCGGUCGAGAGUUCUCACUCGAGGAAGAAUUCAAUAAAAACCGAAAUUCUCGAUUCUGCCGAAUUACAAACGCCAAUUGUCGAGGAGAGUAUCGUCUCUAAAGAGAAAUCGGUCAAAGUCGAAGCAAAAUACAGUUCGAUUAGAAAAUCCGAUUCGAUCGAAUCACAAGAACCACAAACGCCAAUUAUCGAGGAGAGUGUAAUAUCCAAGGAGAAAUCGGUUAAGGUAAAAACUCAAUACAGUCGGGAGAAUUCGACAAAAUCGGAAAUAGUCAAUCAGGCACAAUCGCCACUUAUCGAGGAGAGUAUAAUUUCUAAAGAAAAAUCUGUCAAGGUAAAAACGCAGUUCAGUAGAGAAAGUUCGAUAAAAUCUGAAAAACCACUAAAUGAGGAUGAAGAAUAUUCUCUGGAGAAUAAUAAGGAGAAUAAUUUUUCAAGACAAAAUUCAUCACAAAGUUCAAUUCACGACGAAAGUAAACUCUCUCGACAAUCGUCAAAAUUGGAAAGAUUCAAUUCGAAUGAAUCAAAGAAAUCGAUUAAAGAAUUUUCGAGGGAAAAUUCACAAAAAGGGGUGAAAAAUGAUGAAGAAGAGGUUGAUGAAGAAAUGGAAAAAUUAUUCGAGCGAAUUAAACGACAGAGAAGUGUAUUAGAUGAAAUUCUUGAUCAAACUACUGGUGAUAGGGAAAAAUCAGCUUCUCCGAAUAUAAUCAGUUCGACGCUUGAGGAUAAGGAAAUUUUCGAAACGCAGAACGUUAGUUUUGAAAUAAAAGCCCAGGCAUUGCCACGACCGGAAGCAAAAUGGUACAAGGAUGCGGAGCCACUGAAGACUUCCGACAGAAUUAAAUAUUCAAAUGUGGGAGAAAUGUUCCAGUUGACGAUAAAAAAGGCCGAACUCGAAGACGCUGGUUGCUACUCAUGUAUAUUUACGAAUAAAUUGGGCGAAAAAACGGUCGACGGCGUUCUAUUGGUUCUACCAGUUGAGGAACUUCGUAAACCAAGAUUUGUUCGUCCUCUCGGCGAUGUUGACGUUGCUCAACAUACAACCGGAACUUUCAAGGCUGUCGCUACUGGCGAACCAAUUCCAGUUGCAACUUGGUACCAUUUGGGAGAGGAAAUUCCCGUUGAUGAAGAAAGAUACGAGGCAACAGUUCGCAGUGAACCUGUCGAAGAUGGACUGAAAGAAUGCACAUUUAUCCUGAAAAUGGACAAUUGUGAUCUCGAUGAUGUGGGAAAAUAUUCCAUAAAAGUCAAGAACAAUAAUGGUGAAGCUGAAUCGAGCGCCGAUUUGGAUCUUUUGAUACGUCCAAUAAUCGAGGAAUUCAAGGACAUAAAUCCUCCAGUUGGCGAGAAAGGCGAAUGGGAAAUAAUCAUAAAAGCAAAUCCAAAACCCGAUGUCUACUGGGUGAGAAAUGACAUAGAUCUGGGAGAGGAUGAUCGUUUUGAUUUCGAAGAAGAUCACAAGAAGAAAAGCUAUAAACUCAUUAUAAAACAAGUUGAAAUGGAUGACGCUGGUCCUUAUAAAGUGGUUGCCAUUAAUGAAUUUGGUGAAGCAACGGCUGUCGCUGAUUUAACACCCUACACCGAACCGCCUAUUUUCACAAAGGAACUGAAGAAAGAAUCAGUGAGAGAUCAGAAUAAUUAUGAGGCUGAGAUUCGAGUGACUGGUUAUCCGCGACCGGAAGUACAAUGGCUCAAGGAUGGUGUGGAAAUUGAAAAUGACGAUCGACACAAAAUUGUAACGAGCGUCAAUGGAAAUGAAGUGAUUAGUAUGUACACAAUUGAUAGAUUUUCCGAGAGCGACGCUGGAACUAUAACAGUGAAUGCGACAAAUUUUGUUGGAACCAGUCAAUCAGUGGCAGAACUUGCCCUAACGCGAUUCCCACCCAAAUUCUUUGCGACACUACCAAAAUCAUUGAAUCUCGACGAAGGAAAGCCACUCGAACUAUCAAUUAAUGUCGAUGGAAGUCCAAUACCGGUUGUUAAAUGGUACAAAGACGGUGAGGAAAUAAAACCCGAUGGUCAUAUUAAAUUGGAGAAACUUCCAGACGGUUCAAUGAAACUUUCGAUUGAUAAAGUCAUUCCCACGGAUUGUGGAGCCUAUAAAGUGGUUAGUAAAAAUUCCGGCGGUGAAGAAACAUCCCUUUGCGCUGUUGCCAUCAAACCCGAAACUCGAAAACCAUCAUUUUCAAAGAACUUGGAAGAUGCGAAGGCUUUGGUUGGUCAACCUUUGAAAUUAGAGGCGAGAGUUGACGCUUUCCCGAACCCACAACUGCAAUGGCUGAAAGAUGGUUUUCCGAUUAGACCGUCGAAGGAAAUUAAUUUCGUAAAUGAGCCGAAUGGUCUCAUUGGUCUUACAAUCGAUAAACUACGACCGGAAGAUGCGGGUGUUUAUUCCUUAGUCGUUUCUAAUGAUCUUGGAGAAAUAACCGGUACAGCUAACGUACAAGUCGAGGAACUGGAGAAGAAACCAGAAUUCAUGGGAACUAUACAACCAUUAACAGUUGUCGAGGGUUUCCCCGCGAAAAUGGAAGUCAAAACUAUUGGCAAACCAGCACCAACGAUCAAAUGGACACAUAACGGAAAGCAGAUCGUUCCCGAUGGACAGCAUGUGAAAAUAAUUGAUCAACCAGACGGAAGUCAGGCCCUAAUAAUAGGCGAAGUGAGACCCCAGGAUGCAGGAACGUACGAGGCAGUGGCUAGUAAUUCCCAAGGUGAAAUCUCAUGCAAAGGUGAUUUGGAAAUCGCUAAAAAGACCGACAACACAACUCCCGAGGAGAAACCAACAUUCAUGAGUCCAAUUCGUGACACAACGGCUGAAGAGGGACAGGAAAUGAUCUUCAGUGCACCAUUCACUGGUAAUCCAAUUCCAGAAGUAAUCUGGACUAAAGAUGGUCAGGAAUUGAAACCAUCGGAAAAAAUAAUGAUGACAUGCGAUGGGAAAAAAGUGGGACUGGAAAUUAAUCCAGUUGAACAUAGUGAUGCCGGUGUUUAUGGAUGUACCCUAAGAAAUCCACUUGGUGAGGACACAUCUAAAGCCGAGGCGAACGUGAGAAAAGUCUAUCAACCACCAACAUUCGCUCAAAAAUUCACCGACUUUCAACAAAUGCCAAAUCAAGAUGCUAAAUUUCCCGUCAGGGUAUUUGGUAUUCCUCAGCCGGAAAUUAGUUGGUACUUUAAUGACACGCCGAUAUUGAGGGACAGUAAUAAAUACAAAAUACGAAGAGACGGCGACGCUUGUUGUUUGUACGUUAAAGAUUGUCAAUCAUACGACGCUGGAAAAUAUAAAUGCAAAGCAGUGAAUAGAGAAGGAGAGGCUGAAUGUGCCGCGACAUUCUCAAUUGUCGAUAAAAUUGAUAAAAAGCAGAAAGUGGAGGCACCGUCUUUCUUGAAGAGAUUGGGAGAUUGCGAGGUGUAUAAAGGAAUGACAGCUAAAUUCACCGCCUGUGUUACUGGAUAUCCAGAACCGGAAUUCGAAUGGUUCCACGAGGGUGGCAAACUCUGGCCUACUGAUCGCAUCCUCAUGGAUCAGGAAGGCAGCCUCUUGAGAUUAACCCUCUAUCAUAUUGACGAAAGCGACGCGGGAAAGUACAGCCUAAGAAUCUUUAACCCUCACGGCGAGGACACCUGCCACGCUGAAAUGAUUUACGAAUCUCUGGAGCCAAGAGUGAAGAAACCAUUAGCAGAUCAGUACAUCGACUAUGAUAAGCGAAGAUCAGGUCUUCCGUUACCCUUAUCCGACAGACCGAUAAUAAGUCGUAUGAUGGAUCGACAUUUGACACUGUCAUGGAAACCAUCGAUACCAAUUGGUCCCAGAAUUCCAGUCACCUAUCUCGUUGAAAUGUGCGAAUUACCAGACGGCGAUUGGUUCACAGCACGCUCAGGUCUACGAACAUGUGUCUGUGAUAUUCGCAAUUUGGAACCGUUUCGCGAUUAUAAAUUUCGAAUUCGCGUUGAAAAUAAAUAUGGAAUCAGUGAUCCAUCACCGUUCGCACAGACAUAUCGUGCCAAAUUAGAACCUGAACCACCGAAAUUCUUUCCCUAUUUACCGCCUGGAAUUGAUUUUAGACCCGAGACGAGUCCCUAUUUUCCCAAGGACUUUGACAUUGAACGACCGCCACACGAUGGCUAUGCACAAGCGCCAAGAUUCUUGCGACAGGAGCACGACGCUCAGUAUGGCGUGAAGAAUCAUAAUUGUAAUUUGUUUUGGUUUGUCUACGGUUAUCCGAAGCCAAAAAUGUCCUAUUAUUUUAAUGACGAAUUGAUUGAAUCGGGGGGAAGGUAUGAUCAGAGUUACACGAGAAAUGGACAGGCGACGUUGUUUAUUAAUAGAAUGUUGGAGAGGGAUGUGGGAAUUUACGAAGCUGUCGCUACAAAUGAACAUGGACAAGCGAGACAGAGAGUGAGAUUGGAAAUUGCUGAGUAUCCGCAAUUUAUUCAGAGACCUGACGAAACUGUCAUUAUGCUGAGGAAACAUGGUAGAAUUGAAGCCAGAGUUAUUGGUGUUCCCUAUCCAGAAUUGAAGUGGUACAAAGACUGGAAACCUCUUGCGCCUUCAACGAGAAUCAAAAUUCAAUUUGUCGAGCCAGACACUUCAAUUCUGGUGAUUGAUGACGCAAUUCACAAGGACGAAGGUCUUUACUCGUUGAGCGUAAGAAAUGUCGCUGGUUGUAUCUCAAGUUCAGCGAUGAUUCACAUUGAGGAAAAUGAACACGAAUAUGGUUACAGAACGUACACGAGAAAACCGGACAUUAAACCGAGAAAUAAACCAUUCGCGGACUAUUAUGACAUUGGCGAUGAAUUGGGAAGAGGAACGACGGGUGUAGUCUACCAUUCAGUUGAGAGACCAACCGGAAAGAGUUUCGCCGCCAAAGUUAUGCACGGUGGUGGCGAGUACAGAUCAUUUAUGUACAACGAAAUGGAUGUCAUGAAUAAUUUCAGCCAUCGUAAACUUAUUCGUUUACACGACGCUUACGAAACCGAUCGAACGGUGAUCAUUGUCACUGAACUAGCUGGAGGAGGCGAAUUAGUUGACAAUCUCACGAGACAAUCGUAUUACACGGAAAGCGAUAUUGCUGGUUACAUAAGACAAGUGCUUUGGGGUUUGGAAUAUAUGCACAAUAAUAGUUACGCUCAUCUUGGUUUGACGCUUGGAGAUUUGUUAGUUUCACAUACAGGUGGUGAUGAUUUGAAAAUUGGUGAUUUUGGAUUAUCAAGAAGAAUUGGACAUCAAUUGAUGAAUUUACAUUAUGGAAUGCCGGAAUACGUUGCACCGGAAAUUAUCAAUGGCGAGGGUGUUACAUAUCGUACGGAUAUGUGGUCGGUGGGAAUUAUCACAUACAUUUUACUCUCGGGAAUAUCGCCAUUCAGAGGAUUGAAUGACAGAGAAACGUUAACAAGAAUUAAGGAGGGUAAAUGGGAUUUCGACGAAAGAUGGAAUUUUAUUUCCGACGAUGGCAAGGACUUUAUUCGCAGUCUUCUCGUUUAUCAAUGGGAGAGACGAAUAGACGUUUACACUGCUCUCAGACAUCCGUGGUUAACUUAUGCCGAUAGAACAUUUACAGAUCCGUACAAAAUUCCCUCGGAGAAUUUGAAGAAUUACUAUAAACUUUAUAAGGACUGGUACACUAACGCCUCUUGUAGAACGUGGUACAGGAGAAGGAAACUUAGCAGUGCUUUUGAGCAUCCUUCGAAAAUGGUGUAUCCACCCGGACAUAGAUACACACCGGAGCCGAGUCCAGAAAGAACUUACAGUCCUACCAAGAGACCACCUCCGAAAGCUUGGGAAAAUAGAAUCCCUUCGAGGGAGCCAAUCGACACGGAAAUUGGUCUCAUCAAGAACGAAAGCCACUAUCAGAAUGGUCCAGACACUUAUUUACUACAACUUCGAGAUACUGAUUUCCCUGUAAGAUUGCGUGAAUAUAUGAAAGUCGCUUAUAAUCGUGGAUCAGGAUAUCCAAGACCAGUUGAUGAUCCCUACGAUUGGAGAACACCAGUAAUAAGGGAACGUCGAAGAUUCACUGAUGUGAUGGACGAGGAGAUUGAUGACGAGAGAAAAGCAAGAAUCAAUCAAUAUGGCAAUGUCGAUACAGGAACAUUGAGACGUCUUCGUCACGAAAUUGGAAUUCGUCUUGAUAGUUACGCAGAGGCUGAAGCAUUAAUGGAAUCAAAGAAAGGUGGACAUAUGCCAUUUUUCCGAGAAAAACCACAAAACCAACCGAUACAAGAGGAUAAAGUUGCACAACUUGGAUGUUUGGCGGUUGGAAAUCCAAAACCAAUUAUCCAAUGGUUCAAGAACGAUAUGGUCGUUCAGGAGAGCAAUCGAGUUAAAAUUACCGAAGACAAUGAGGGACGUUCGAUUUUGAGUUUCGAUCCCGCCCGUGAAUAUGAUAUUGGAAUUUAUAAGGUUGUCGCGAGAAAUAAAGUUGGACAGACUGUUGCCAGAACAAGAGUUUUACUCGCAACUGUUCCGUCAGCUCCAGAUUCACCUCAGGAAUCCGAUGCAUCGGAUACAGAGAUUCUGUUGCGCUGGAAGCAGCCAAAGUACGAUGGUAAUUCACCAGUACUGUGUUACAAUCUUCAAUACAAAGAAGGCGAUUCGACAAAUUGGAUCGAUUUGGGCAACAACAUUGAUCACGAAUUUUAUUUGGUGCGAGAUUUAAAACCAAAUACAAGUUAUGACUUUAGAUUGGCCGCUCGUAAUCGUAUAGGAUGGAGUGAUAGAGGAAUUCCAGCGCACGUGAUAAAAACACGAGAAAAGGGUGUACCAAAAGUUCAAGUAACAAGAGCAAUGAAACACCUUCAACAAUUAACAGAAUCAGGUCAAGAAAUUAUCGAGGACGAAAGUAAACCACACUUUGAUUAUUCAAUCGAGGAUAGUCCAAUAAAUUGGUCAACUGAGGGUCAAUUAACAAGUAAAUACAGUUUUAUUUCCGAAUUAUCACGCGGACAAUUCUCCGUUGUUGUCAAGGGUGUCGAGAAAUCAACGGAUAAAGUGAUAGUUGGAAAAAUAUUGGAAAUUAGUUCUGAGACGGAGGAACAAGUUAAUGCCGAAUACGAAGUACUGAGAUCAUUGAGACACGAGAAAAUUGCUCUAUUAUUGUCGGCUUACAGAGCUCCUGAAUCGUCGUUGGCUGUAUUUAUUUUGGAGAAAUUGCAAGGCGCCGAUGUACUCACUUAUUUAUCGAGUCGGCAUGAAUAUACGGAGAAUUGUGUGGCGACGAUUAUUUCACAAAUUUUGGAUGCUCUUCAAUAUUUACAUUGGAGGGGAUAUUGUCACAUGGACAUACAACCGGAUAAUGUUGUAAUGGCGUCUGUAAGAUCGGUACAAAUUAAAUUAGUUGACAUGGGUUCGGCACAAAAGGUGACAAAAAUGGGCGCACUUGUUUCGCAAGUGGGUCAUCCGGAAUAUCGAGCGCCCGAAGUUCUUAAUGAAGAAGCAGCUUUUCCACAAACGGACAUUUGGAUGGUCGGUGUACUCAUGUAUGUUCUAUUGUCGGGGGUUUCUCCAUUUAGAGGCGAAGAUGAUAAUGAAACAAGACAAAAUAUUUCCUUCGUUAGAUUCAGAUUUGAAUAUUUAUUCAAGGAACUUAGUCAGGAGGCGACGAGAUUUUUAAUGCUUAUAUUCAAACGCACACCAAGUAAACGACCAACAGCGGAGGAGUGUCAAGAGCACAGAUGGUUGGUCCCAACCGAAUUCAUGAUUAGAAAACGCGAGAGAGCCGUAUUUCUUGGCAAUCGAUUGAAAAAUUAUUCUGACGAAUAUCAUCAAGAGAAACAAAAAUUGGCAACACACAGCGAGAGUUUAUCAGAGGUUUUUGGAUCGACGAGACAAUUAAUAAGAUCGAAUAGCAUACAAGAUGAAUUGUUUACCACAUUUUAAGAUCUAGUAUAAUGAGAUUUUCCAAAAAUCACGUAUUUAUUUAUUUAUUGAAUAAUGUUUAUAGUCCAUGAGUCUAGUCUGUUGUGAAAGAUAUUGAGAAUAUGAUUGAAUGAAAUUUUCCGAAUGUAAAAGAAAGAUUUAACUAUUAUAGAGUGAAUGUAAAGGAAAAGUCAAUUUUAACGGAAGUCAGUGAACAAAAAAAAAAUUACACUUUUUAAAGGAUCGUGAGAAUUUCUUUGAUUUUGUUAUUAUUUAUUUGUUAUAACUUGCAGUUAUUACGUGUGUUUUUUGUCAUUUGAUAAUAAUUCAGAUGCAAUUUUAUCAAAAAAAACAACUAAUGUGCAAGUAAUAUUACAAAUUAAUAUCACGUAAUAAAGAAAAAAAAGCAAUUUAA